Molecule: messenger RNA, 677 nt
Organism: Lobosporangium transversale
Lineage: Eukaryota; Fungi; Mortierellomycota; Mortierellomycetes; Mortierellales; Mortierellaceae
Exons: 1
Coding region: 54-671 (205 amino acids)
Source: RefSeq, a predicted model, not a curated record
CUUUUUUUGACUUCCAUCCCAACCAAGUUAAAAAAAAAAAUAGAAAUAGCAAAAUGGAAACAGAGUAUCUUGAUGAAGUUAAUAGGGAGCUGCGGACAAUCGAACGCUUCUUCCAGAAGUAUUACGGCCCUGCUUUGUCAAGCUUGUCAAGCGUCUAUACUCCGGAACUACUGCCUCUACUUCACCCAGAGAGUGUUCUGGCUGGCCAUCAAGUAGGUUCUGCCUUUACCCAUACAACCCAAUCAACCUCGAGCCCUAUUAGCAACGAUAGCCGCCUUGAGAAUGAGAUAUUGGGAGAAGAACGCCUUGUCGAAAACCUAAGGGCAAGAUAUAUGCAAUUAAAGGCUGUUCAGGAUCAGCUUCAUCUUGAGCUGACUCGUCUGCGUAUCUGGAGCCUCACUAAGCAAACCUCAGAAUCCCAUCAACCACCUUUUACUGAUACUGUGGCAGCUACAAUUGCUGCUGCUGCUCCUGCUUCCAGCCCUACUGAAGUGAGAAGCAAGGAAAAGAAAAGUUGUACCCAAGUAUACCGAAGGGUUUGCAAUUUAUCCUUUUUAAUCAAUGCUAUUCUAAUGGCCUACAUUAUAAACCAGAUAUUAUCAAAUGCACUCCCGUUGCAACAGUCCUCUGAAGGUUCGCACAGGCAGAGAUACGCUUGGCCAAGACAUUAAAAAAAA